CUUCCCAGUGGGGCAGGCUUCUGAGAGCACAGAGCAGCUCUGGCCUCUGUCUACCCUGCAGAGCCUUGACCAUGGCAGCCCUGGCGACCCGAGUGUCCAAGCAGCGUGCGGCAGCUGAGGGCCUUGGCUCAAACCAGAAGGCCGUGAAGUACUUGGGCCAGGACUUCCAGACCCUGAGGCAGCGGUGCUUGGACUCAGGGGUCCUUUUUAAGGACCCAGAGUUCCCAGCGUGCCCAUCAGCCCUGGGCUACCAGGAUCUUGGACCCAGCUCCCCACAGGCUAGGGGCAUUGUGUGGAAGCGGCCCACGGAAUUGUGUCCCAGCCCUCAGUUUAUCAUUGGUGGAGCCAAGCGCACAGACAUUUGUCAGGGUGCCCUAGGUGACUGCUGGCUUCUGGCGGCCAUCGCCUCUCUCACCUUGAAUGAAGAGCUGCUUUACCGCGUGGUCCCCAGGGACCAGAACUUCCAGGAUAACUACGCGGGAAUCUUCCAUUUCCAGUUCUGGCAGUACGGAGAGUGGGUGGAGGUGGUUGUUGACGACCGGCUGCCCACCAAGGACGGGAAGCUGCUCUUCCUGCACUCGGAGGAAGGCAGUGAGUUCUGGAGCGCGCUGCUGGAGAAAGCCUAUGCCAAGCUCAACGGUUCUUACGAGGCUCUUGCCGGAGGGUCAACAGUGGAGGGGUUUGAGGAUUUCACAGGUGGCAUCUCUGAGUUUUAUGACCUGAAGAAGCCACCAGCCAGUCUGUAUCAGAUCAUCUGGAAGGCCCUCCGCUCGGGGUCUCUGCUGGCCUGUUCCAUUGACGUCUCCAGUGCAGCCGAAGCAGAGGCCAUUACGAGCCAGAAGCUGGUUAAAAGUCACGCAUACUCUAUCACGGGAGUCGAAGAGGUGGAUUUCCGGGGCCGUCCAGAGAAGCUGAUCAGACUCAGGAACCCGUGGGGCGAAGUGGAGUGGACGGGGGCCUGGAGUGAUAAUGCACCGGAGUGGAAUUACAUAGCUCCCAGGCAGAAAGAAGAGCUGUACAAGAAAGUUGAGGAUGGAGAGUUCUGGAUGUCUUUUUCAGAUUUCUUGCGGCAGUUCUCUCGGCUGGAGAUCUGCAACCUGUCCCCAGACUCCCUGAGCAGCAAGGAGGUGCACAAGUGGAACCUGGUCCUGUUCAACGGGCGCUGGACGCGGGGCUGCACUGCCGGCGGCUGCCAGAACUACCCAGCCACUUACUGGACAAAUCCCCAGUUUGAAAUCCGUUUGGAUGAGGUGGACGACCACCAGGAGGAGAGCGCCGGUGAACCCUGCUGUACGGUGCUGCUGGGGCUGAUGCAGAAGAACCGCAGGCGACAGAAGAGGAUGGGACAGGGCAUGCUCAGCAUCGGCUACGCUGUCUACAAGGUCCCCAAAGAGCGGGAGGGGCCCGCGGCCGCGCAGCUGGGCCGGGACUUCUUCCAGGGCCGCCAGCCCUCCGCGCGCUCCGCCACCUACGUCAACCUGCGCGAGGUCUCCGCGCGCGUCCGGCUGCCCCCGGGGCUGUACGUGGUGGUGCCGGCCACCUUCGAGCCCUUCAGGGAUGGCGACUUCUGCCUGAGGGUGUUCUCGGAGAAGAAGGCCAAGGCCCUAGAAAUUGGGGAUGUAGUAGCUGGAAACCCACAUGAGCCCCAUCCCUGCGAGGUGGAUCAGGAAGACGGCCAGUUCGGGAGGCUGUUUGAGAAGUUUGCGGGGAAGGAUUCUGAGGUCAGUGCCAGUGAACUCAAGACAGCACUGAAUGAGGUGUUUUCCAAACGGACAGACAUAAAAUUCGAUGGCUUCGACAUCAACACUUGCAGGGAGAUGAUCAGCCUGAUGGAUAGCAAUGGGACGGGCUCCUUGGGACUGGUGGAAUUCAAGACGCUCUGGUUGAAGAUUCAGAAGUAUCUGGAGAUCUAUCGGGAAAUGGAUUAUAACCACUUGGGGACCAUCGAUGCCCACGAGAUGAGGGCAGCCCUCAAGAAGGCAGGGUUCACCCUCAACAACCAGGUGCAGCAGACCAUCGCCACGCGGUAUGCAGGCAGCAAACUCGGCGUUGACUUUGACGGCUUCGUUGCUUGUAUGAUCCGCCUGGAGACCCUCUUCAAACUGUUCAGGCUUCUGGACAAGGACCAGAGUGGCAUUGUCCGGCUCUCUCUGGCGGAGUGGCUGUGCUGUGCGUUGGUCUGACCUGGGGUUCUGGACAUCGGUGACACCCCCUGCCAGCCUGCCUGCCUCUUUUCUCCCCUUCUCUCCAGUUUUGUGAACAUUUAUCCUGGAGGACUCAUUGGUUAUUCAUCUCUUCCCUGCCUGUUGUUUUGCUCCCUGAGACCCUGGCCUGUCCCACUGGAGCAGUCCGGGGAGCCCAGGAUCUCUUUCCGCAGCAUUUUUGCUGACCCCAGGGCAUGGCAGAGGGACGGGAAUUGAUUAAAAUUGUUGGCCAAAA
This is a messenger RNA of Vicugna pacos (alpaca), 2439 nucleotides long. RefSeq names its product calpain 8 (gene CAPN8). Gene Ontology annotation, cellular component: cytoplasm. The record is from RefSeq and is a predicted model, not a curated record. Gene Ontology annotation, molecular function: calcium ion binding; calcium-dependent cysteine-type endopeptidase activity. Gene Ontology annotation, biological process: proteolysis. Lineage: Eukaryota; Metazoa; Chordata; Mammalia; Artiodactyla; Camelidae.